Molecule: messenger RNA, 355 nt
Organism: Paramecium tetraurelia
Lineage: Eukaryota; Ciliophora; Oligohymenophorea; Peniculida; Parameciidae
Exons: 2
Source: RefSeq, a predicted model, not a curated record
AUGAGUGCAGAAAAAGAUUUCUAAUAUGACAUUCACGAUGUUCAAAAUAUCAAGACUGCCUUCUUGGAUUUAUAAUAGGAGGAGAGCACUGGAUUUAAAUUUGGAUUGGGAACAGCAGUUUUAUCAUACUUUGUGUUAAGAAGAUUUACAUACUUAAGAACAGGACCAAGAUUCGUUGGAUCAAUGAUAUUUGGUUCAUAAGUCUAUGGAUUUUACACACACAGAUCAAGAGCCUAUUAUGAUUAUGUUGCUUAAUAGGUAAAUUUACAUGCUUCAGAAGCAAUCAAUCAAUGUUUAGGACAUUGACCUAUAUAAUAAUAAUAAUAAUAAAACACAUAACAAAAUAUAUUAUAUG